UCCUCUCCUUGAGCACCUUAACGGUGACGUCGGCGUGGUUGUCCCCGGCGUUUAGGAAAAAUCACGGCACGGCCCUGCCGUCAAUUUUCGUUGCCGGCCGCUCCCACAUGAAACCGUACUGGAAGAACGGGAUCAAGCGAAAAGGGCCUCCCUUGCCGAGUUCCUGCGGCGACGCACCCCCGGGGUUGGAAGGAGAUGCUGACUGGUCCAGCUUCUGCGCCGCGUCUUUUGCCGACUCCGCCCAGAACUCAUCGCCGCGAACACUCAGCCCGCGGACACGAGAAAAUCCUGCGGGGCCAAGCAGCUCUUGGGCGACCCGGCGGGAUGCCUUGGGCACCUUAGGGCACCUCUAGAUGGCGCUCUCGACGACGCCGUU
Molecule: messenger RNA, 376 nt
Organism: Ectocarpus sp. CCAP 1310/34
Lineage: Eukaryota; Phaeophyceae; Ectocarpales; Ectocarpaceae
Source: the annotation of a GenBank genome assembly